Molecule: messenger RNA, 801 nt
Organism: Microthlaspi erraticum
Lineage: Eukaryota; Viridiplantae; Streptophyta; Magnoliopsida; Brassicales; Brassicaceae
Source: the annotation of a GenBank genome assembly
AUGGAUAGCAUGAGUGAGGCAUUUGAUCAAAUGCAAAUGGUCAAGGAUGUUCUAGCCAACAGUGAUAAAGUUUCAGAGGUCCUACAAGAGUCUACUCAUCAGUUCAACCUGCUUACUUCACCCACCUUCCUACCAAAGGUCAAGGAUCAAGGGAAAUUCACUCUCCCUUGCACACUUGGGCAUCUUGAGAUUGACAAUGCCUUAGUGGAUUCUGGAGCAAGCAUCAAUCUGAUCUCUCUCUCCAUGGCAGAGAAGCUAGGCAUUGCUGGAGCCUUGCAGCGCCCUACUACUUCAAUCAUGUUUGGAGAUGCAACUUCUAAGUCUCCUCUUGGAGUGUUCAAGAACUAUCACUUGAAAAUUGGAGAAUGCAUCAUCCAAACUGAUCUCACUGUGAUGGAAAUGGAAGAAGAGAAGGAUUUACCUCUGUUAUUGGGAACCCCUUUCCUUAGUACAGUUGGCGCUUCAAUAGACUUUCACAAGCAAGAAGUGAUCCUUCACAAGGUGAAUAGUUUGGUGUCAUAUCGCUUGCAGCCUAGAGGUUCAGACUUUUGUGCCACAAUUGACAGUACCACUCUCAGUUCUAAGAGUCAUGGAGCUACAAAGGUUGUGAAGGAAAGGGUUGACAAGGAACCAAGAGUUGGGAAGGAUAAGGAUGAGAGAGGACCAAGGAUUGAGAAGCCACGUCUUGAGAGGGCUAGAGUUGAGAAACCACGUCUGAUAGGCCACGAGCUGAGAGACUUGUUCAAGCCCCUUGUGUGCUUGAUGAAGAGAGCCUUCAAGCUUUGUUUGAUGAGCCACUAG